Messenger RNA from Harpia harpyja (harpy eagle), 539 nucleotides. RefSeq names its product SH3 domain-binding protein 5-like. Gene Ontology annotation, molecular function: protein kinase inhibitor activity. NCBI's taxonomy places the organism in Eukaryota, Metazoa, Chordata, Aves, Accipitriformes, Accipitridae. Gene Ontology annotation, biological process: intracellular signal transduction; negative regulation of protein tyrosine kinase activity. Gene Ontology annotation, cellular component: cytoplasm. The record is from RefSeq and is a predicted model, not a curated record.
CCCAAGUCAUUGUCUCUGAGGGGGGUGAGGUGUCUCUGCCGACGUUGGGGGGCUUCCCCCUGCUCCCUCCACCCCCCCAUCUGGCUCACCCCCAAAAUGAAAUAGGGCCCCUUGCUCCACGCGGGGUGGGUUGGCGCUGAAUGGCCCCCCCGCUAAGAUGCUGGCCCCCCCCCUGAAGCGAAGAGGACUCUGACGUCACCCGGAUUGGGGGGGAUCCCGCCAUGGGGGACGCGGAAGAGAGGCUGGUUUGGGGGACAAACGGAGGGGACGGACGUCAGACGCCUCCCGGGCAGCUGGGAGUCUCCCCGGGGGGGGACGAGGAUGAGGCAGGGACAGCCGUUUCAGGAGGAGCGUGUGAGGGCGAGGAGCCCAGGACACCCCCAAAAGUGGUAGGAGAGGAGGAGGAGGAGGAGGAAGAGCUGGACCCCAGGAUACAGGAGGAGCUGGAGCAUCUCAACCAAGCUAACGAGGAGAUCAACCGGGUGGAGCUCCAGCUGGACGUGAGCUUUUCCCCCAGUCCCUAACUGGUCCCCCAGUCU